This is a messenger RNA of Xyrichtys novacula (pearly razorfish), 7674 nucleotides long. Lineage: Eukaryota; Metazoa; Chordata; Actinopteri; Labriformes; Labridae. The record is from the annotation of a GenBank genome assembly.
AUGGCAGCCCAAGUCGACUUGCUCCGUGCGAAAGUAGAAGAGGAAAGAUUCAGGAUGAGUCUCGAUAGAUUCAUGAAAGAGAAGAAAAAGAAGAAGAAGCGUGACCUGUCGCCGUCAGCUGUGAAACGAGAGAGAUCCGAGAAAGAGGCGAAGAAAGUGAAGCUCCAUCACCACCAACACCAACAACACGCCGAGCACCGGAGCCACCAGCCGCAUCAGCUGCAGCAAAACCCCAAACCCCUCAACUUCAACGGGGACAAACACGUCCUGCACAAACACCACCAUCACCAACACAACAACCACAGCCUCAGCAACGGGACGAAGAAGAACCUGCACCCGCCGUUGCCUCCCCCUUCUCCCGCAGCGCGGAGGAAGGUACCGGAGCAGCUGCCGAAGAAGAGAGCGGUUCCCCCGGAGCCACCUGCGCUCUUCACCUUCACUCCCCUGAAAAUGGUCAAGGCCAAAGCCCAGGAGUUCAAAGACAAGCACCGGGAGAAGGAGCUGAAAGUCAAGCCCAAGAAGGAGAACACCGAGGCCAAUGUGAAGCAUGUGGAGGUGAAGAAGAAGAAGGGUGAGUGUUGUUAUUUUGGGCCCAGCAAAACAAACAUGGGGAUAUCCUGUCUAAAAAAUACAGUUUUAGGUGUUUUUACUAAUUUGUUGUGAUCUGGAUAUUUACAGUUUUUAUUCAUCAGCUCUUAAAUUUUGAAUGCAUGAUCAAAAUUUAUCUUUUAAUAAGAUGUUGGAUUUUAUUUACCAUGUUGGACACUCAAUACAGAAGAUAUUUGCCCUAAAGUUAUGAUAAGUUGUCCGCUUUGUUUUGUUUGAUUUCUGACCAGCUUUUCUGCUUCAAACCAAAAGGAAUCUAAAUUACCAACAAAGGGAGCUUAAAAAACAGCAAAUAUUAACAUCUGAGAAGUUGGAACGGGAAAUUUUGGAAGUUUUGUUUUAAAAUGUGACCUAAAAAAAUAUAUAAUAUUUCAUAAGCUUAGUGUUCCCUUGAAUCUAAAUAAUAUGUUUAAUGGGAGGGAAAAGAUGGAUCAUCAUUAUAUUUUAAUUUGGAAAAGCUAUUUUGAUUAUUUGUGAUGCAUUUGUGACAUGUUUUCAUAUAAGGAAGUCACCAUUAGACCAUAUUCUGUCCAUAUUAAUGAACCUACCUCCAACUAAUUGACUGAUUCCAAGGUACACCACUGUUCAGUAUAAAACCCUGAGCUGCUGCCAGGCUUUCCUUCUUUUUUGAGAUCAAACAGAGUCACUUUCACUCUGAAACAUUUGAGGAUGUAUGAUCAUUUAUAGGAUUUAUAUAAUAUUUUAUCAAAUAUCCUGUUUUAAAAACUUUAUCUAAAAGAAAGAACACACGAAAGGUUAUUAAGUACAGCUUCAGUUUCAUAGAAGUCUGAGUGCAACAUGAACUACUAACUGCCUGAUCACGUUCUGGCUCGGCAUUCACAAAUGUAGGUCAAAGCUGCUCCCAUCAAAACAGGAAACCGCUUUGAUGAAAGUGAAACUUUCCUGUGGUUUGAUAAGACUAAUAUGAUAUUCUUCUUGGAUAUUAUGGACAUUAAAUCUUCUGCUUUAAGAUAAGUGGGACCAUCUGGCCUUUUACUACGACUCUGUGAUGGUUUGGGGACGUAGAAGUGCACAUGGCAAGGGUAGCUCAGCACUAUUGUUGCUGAACUAUUCAGCGGGGUAAGUUGAGCCACCCCCUGUUGCUUUGAAAUGGUAAAAGAAAUUGAUCAUGUGACCAAAUAUUUAGAAGAUGGACAUCAAUUCAUGGAGUCUGUGAAGGUUAGAAGUACAUGGGUGAAGGAGUUAGACAUUUAUUUACAAAAAAUAAACAUUUUUCACUCUUGAAAGUGAAUUUAGUCUGUCAUAACUUUUAUUAGAAUUGUGUUCAGACCAAAAAAAGAUCAUUUUAAAUUUGUUUUAUACAUCAGUUAUGGUAUCUAUGAGCAACAACAUGAGGUCAAAAACUUAAAAUAAAAGUCGGGAAAAGUAGUAGGGAUAUGGGUCAACUUACCCCGCUCCUAUGGGGUAAGUUGACCAUCGGAGACCACUUUUUUGGCAUGUUAUAUUAUCAAGACAGUUAUGUUUACACUCACUCUGUUGGUUUGCAGGGAUGAACAACAUCAUGCAAUAUUUAUAUAUAUGCAUUCUUCAUGCACUACAACAGCUCUGUAGUAGAAGAGUCUUGGUGCUAAACUGACCUGUCUGCAGGUUUAACUUGUUACCAAAACUCCCAAACUUCUAAAUCAUCAAACUAUGUGUAGGUUAAUAUGGAAUCAGUGCUGUAUGAAAUCAUGAACCAUUAUUGUAAAUGAACAAUAAAUGACAGAAGUACGUGUUCUUAAUUUCUCUCUUCGUGUAUUUCUGCACCUGUAGAGCCAAAGCCAAACAACGAGAACAUCAAGUCUCUCACUCUGGAGGAAUAUCUCCUGAAGAAGAAAAAGAAGAAGAAGAAGCACAGAGAGGAGGAGCGCAGUGCCAAGAAGGUCCGACACGUGCACAACAAAGCGGUGCAGACUGCAUGUUCAGGACCCGGAGCAGACCUCACUCUCGGCCCUGAUCCAGCCGUGAAGUAUGAAAACAAUCACAGGGACCCUGUAAACAACCACCAACCCUACCUCCACCCUCUCAAACUGGAACACAUCCCCUUCCUCUCCCACCAGGACCACUACAUCCGCAGCUCCUGCCUCCAGACGGGCACCUAUGGGCGCUUCAUGCAUGAGGAAAGGCAAGCCAAUGGCGGGGGGCUGGUUCUGCACGCAUACGCUGAUGAGCUAGCUUGUCUGAGUCCAGCACAGAUGGAGUGCUUUGCCCAGGAGUUCCUGGAUUUGACCUUUGCUGAGAAGCCCAAAGGUGCAGCUACGUACGCUCUGACUGUGGUCCACGGUGCAGCUGCCUAUCUUCCUGAUUUCUUGGACUACUUCGCCUUCAACUUCCCGAACACACCGGUCAAAAUGGAAAUACUGGGAAAGAAAGACAUUGAGACCACCACCAUCGCCAACUUCCACUCUCAGGUAUGUAACAGACAAAGUUUUCUCUAAACUUUGGUUAGAUCCUGUAUUUUUAUCACAACCAAAUAGAUAAUAAUCCUAAAUUCUGAUAAGAGCAGCGCUUAGUUUAUUUGUCUUUCCGAUGUCAAAUGUUUAAGUAAGUAAAAUGUAUGAAGUAUGGCACCUUUUAAAGAAAAGAUUCACAGUUAAAAAUUCAAAAUACAAUCAUAAAAAUCAAGUAAAAUUAAAGAACAAUAACAAACAAUGGCAUGGAUAAAGCAUUAGUUAUAACAGGGGGAGGUAAAGGCCUGUUUAAAUAAGUGAGUCUUUAAAAGCUUUAGUUCAAAGUUCAAAGUUUAGUUUAAUUUCUGACCAGCUUUUCUUCUUCGAACCAAAAUGAAUUCAAAUUACCAACAAAAGAAGCUUAAAGAACAGCAAAUAUUAACAUUUGAGAAGUUGGAACAGGAACUUUUGAAAGUUUCAUUUUGAAAUGUGACCUAAAAAGAUCAUUAUCGCAGAAAAAAUGCUUCUACUUUACUAGAGAUAGAGAUAUGUGUGUCGGGCAAAGGUAAGUGUUCCCCUGAAUCUAAUAUUAAUCUAAUAUUUUAAAGUAAUGAAAAACUAUCAAUCGCUUAUGUGAGACGGACACGAGCAGACCUCUGUCCAUCAUUAAUGAACAAACUCAGGAAUCCUCCAUCUAAUUGACGGAGUCCAAGGUACACCACUGUUCAGUAUAAAACCCUGAGCUGCUGCCAGGCUCUCCUUGUUCUUUGAGAUCAAACAGAGUCGCUUUCACUCCUCGCAGGAUAACACUUAUCCUCGGCGCCUGAGAGAGACAGCAGAGCCAGGAUGUUUGCAUGUGUGAUGUUAGAUCUGCAGAGGGCCCAGCAGUGCUCUGUUUGUGCAGGGAAGGAGAGCAGACCCAGUUUGAUCAUUUCACCGCUUGAGUUUCCAGAGAAUAAACCGACGCUAUCAUUGCCUGCAUUUAAAUAUCUUGUUAUAUAAACGACAUUUAUCAGUUCAGUGUAGAUAACUGCAUACUAGAGGCUGUUGCAGCUCAGGUAUGUAGACGUUAAAGGGAUAUUUCGGCGUAAAAUUAAUUUAAUUUAGACACUUAAUUUAAACCCACCAACACACAUCCCUUUAUAACCUCAGCAGACCAGUUUGACUCUGGUUAGCCUCAGACUGUGAUCCAGAGUUAAGCUGGGUUAAAUUAAUUUUUAAGAGGGUUCAAAUUUUUGUUCGGACCUAUUGAGUCAACACAGCCCUGUUUUCAGUUUUCAAUGGGUUGGUCUGAAUAAUUUUAUCCCUGAUACUACUGCAGUCAUUUAAACUAUUGUAUAUGCAGUAAAGAAAUUUAUGUUGGCAAAAGGGGGGUAGGAGCUCGAUAAGUUUUAAACUUCAUCCUACUCCUUUUCGGACAUUGUUGUUGGUUUUCUUUUCUUCCUGAUUUGUAUUUUAUUGUCUUAUUUGAUUAAAUAAUGUUCGAAAUAAAAUAAAAAGUAAGUAAAGUAAAGUACAUCUCGGAAAUUAGCUGAUUCACAACAUCCUUUGUAAACACAAAAUAGAGAGAGCUGACUCUUUUGUUAUUAAGAUUGAGAAGGUUUAAUUGUUCACAAACCAGUCAAAUAACAAAAAAUACACACUUAACAAAACCCUGAUAACGUGUAAGACAUAGCUGUAGUAAAUGGGACACAAUUACAUCAGGAGUCCUUGUUGUUCUAGGUGAGCAGGACUUACUGUUCAGGAACGUACCGGUCUGGACCCAUGAGGCAGAUCAGCCUGGUUGGAGCUGUGGAUGAAGAAGUCGGGGACUAUUUCCCAGAGUUUCUCGACAUGUUGGAGGAGUCACCUUUUCUUAAGGUCAGUGGAAAAUAAAAUCCUAACCACAUCCCGCUGAAUCUGCAGAUUACAGCAUGUUUCUGUCUGAAAGCUCAUUAAGUUAAAUUAUAAGAGUAGUGCAGAUGUAUUAUUAUUAUUAUUGUUGUGACAGCUGUUCAGUCUCUUGUGCUUUUAUAUAAAAAUAAUAAUAGUGUAUUGUGGUUCUUUGAGAUUAAAUUUUAUCAGUUACAACCAAAAACAUGCUGUCGUCUUGUUUAAAACUAGUUUCCUUGUUUUUUACUGGUGAUAAAAAAGUCAUGGAUUCAAGGAAUAAGAAAGCUGAUGAUCUCAAAUGUGCAUGCUUGUCUCCCACCAUAGAUGACUCUACCAUGGGGCAGCCUCUCUAGUCUGAAGCUGGAUUGUCGCUCUCAGAGUGAUGACGGGCCGAUCAUGUGGGUGAGACCAGGAGAGCAAAUGGUUCCUACCGCUGAUAUGCCCAAGUCUCCUUUCAAAAGACGCAGGUAGGACCAGAACUUGAAGGAGAUCCUGUAUCUGUUUGUAUAAUCCAAUCAAGACUAAUACUUUCUUUCCUUUCUCUGAAACCUCCCACUUUAGGUCCAUGAAUGAGAUAAAGAAUCUGCACUACCUGCCGAGGGCCAGCGAACCAAGAGAGGUUCUGUUUGAGGACCGAACUAAGGCCCAUGCCGACCAUGUAGGCCAGAGUUUUGACUGGCAGAGCACGGCUGCUGUGGGGGUGCUGAAGGCAGUGCACUUUGGAGAAUGGUGAGUGUGAUUUAAAGCAGCUGUGAGGGACUUUUUGGAAGUACAAAUCUUUUAUUUCAUCACAUAUGAAAAGUACCUUUGCUGCUUUCUGUGGUAAUGGAUUGAGGAAAUGAAACAAAGCCACUUUUGGUGCUUUGUACAGCUCUGACCUCUGACAGCGGUGGUGGUUGAUGUUUAGCUACUCGUCUACUUCUCUUUUGUAGGUCAUAACGUGGUCAACUGAGGCUGUCAGAAACCCCUAAGACUUUGGACAGUAGUCAUACAUGUAGAUGUUCAGCCCUGAUCAUUUUAGUCAAAGAAAACAAUUAAUUUUCAUGCAGUAACUUUUAGACGGAAACGGUCUCCAUAGAAAAAUUUAGUUUCGUUUAGGGGGGUCCGUUUAGACGGCAACUGUGUUUUCAGGAGAUGAAAACGUAACGAAGUGAAAACCCCCUCCAGAGUGGAAAUGUUGUAAACACUCUGCUAGCCCCGCUUUCGUCUAAAGUACAAAAACGCUGAAAACAGUCAAACUGGUGACGUCAUGGCUCACGUCAACUCACGCUUAUGACAUCAUAGCCAUGCGUAGCUUCCUUGAAAAUAACAACAACAACCAUGCUAGACAUUCGAGUCGCGUUCUUCCAGGAAGUAGAACGGAAGUUGUUCUACGUAUGCAUUGUUGGUCUAUAUGGGAGCGCGGUCACACGGACACGCGCCACCUAGCGACCUAACAUUCACAUUACAGCGUUUUCAACCACAUUGCGUUUUUGUGUAAACACAGCAUAAAAACUGAAAACGAAACGGCACUUUUCCGUUUUCUAUGGAGACCGAUUCCGUCUAAAAGUGGCCUAAAAAGAGUGUCCAUUCUGACAUUUGGAAAUUGGCUGAGCUGUCAGCUCAUAUAGGCUGUUGUUAAGAUCAGCUGAUGUACUGUAGGCUAAACUUGAUCUCAUAUUCUGCCUGAACUUAUGCUGCGUUCGAGUUACCUCAGAAGUCAGAAGUUCGAGCUGAAAAUGACGUCACACUUGAGUUCCCAGCGUUUCAGUAACCAAGUCGGAAAAAAGUAAAACCGGAGGUGGAAACAAGAUGGCUACAUCUAUGAACGUUAUGUUAGCGAUUGCCUUGUCCAAAUAUGAGGCAACUUUCAUAGAUGUAGCCAUCUUGUUUCAGGCCCAGAUUUUGCUUUUUUCCGAAUUGGUAACUGAAACGCUGGGAACUCCGGUCUGACGUCAUUUUCAGCUCCGACAUCUGACUUCUGAGGUAACUCGAACGCCACAUAACUCUACGCUGAAUAAAUCAACAAAAAAAAUCAUCAACUUCUCUUUUUUUGAAACGUUGCAGGAAUAACCGACCUCGGAUAACCAAAGAUGUUGUGUGUUUCCAAGCUGGAGACUUUAAUGAAGUGGUCCAGAGGCUGCAGCUGGAUCUGUACGAGCCCCCUGUGUCUCAGGUGACAGUCAAAAUAUUUUUUUUACAAUAUUUAACCCAAAGGUAACAUAUCUCGCUUAUAUUUUAUACACUUCACUGUAUUUGAAGUUUGUAAUCUCUGUUGAUCUUCACACAGUGUGUCCAGUGGGUGGAUGAUGCCAAGCUCAACCAGCUGAGGCGUGAAGGGAUCCGCUACGUGCGCGUCCAGCUCUGUGACGACGACAUCUAUUUCAUACCACGCAACGUCAUCCAUCAGUUUAAGACGGUUUCUGCGGUCUGCAGCCUGGCCUGGCACAUCCGCCUCAAACAGUACCACCCGGAGGAGAACGAGAAAGAGGAAGAGGCGCAGCGGCCCAAUGAUCUCAGCCCCACCUCAGGACGAGUCUCGUUUUCCUCCCCUGCAAUGCCCGACGCCACAGUAACUCCAUGUGCGCGACCACAGGGAGACAACAUCCGCGGAGGGGUGGCCAAAACGGAAGAACUUGAGUUCCAGAGGCCAGCGACACCUCCAAAAGAGCCUCAACCAGCUGCUCCACAGCCCACCAAAUCUGCUCACCUGCCGCCGUCUGUUCUGGAUCCCCAUCUUUCUUUAGAAGCGGUCCACUCUGGGUGCACGCCAUCAAAAGAGGCCUCUCUUCCUAAUCUGUGCCACACUGCAGAGUUCCCUAAAUGA